GCUGAUUAUUGUCUUAAAAGAUCACCGCACGAUGGAAGCAGCAAAUCCACCCGGAAUGAAGCCUUUAGCAGCCAUAUCUCUCACUCACGUUGAGUUUGACCCAAAUGAUCCUUACGGUCCACUUAUGGGUUACGCAUCCCUCGUCCCUAUCGCCCUUUUGGUGUCCUAUUGCACACUUAUCGCCUUCCGUCGGGAUCUUGCGACCUGUCUCAUGUUCUUGGGGCAAUUGGUCAACGAAGCGGUAAACUAUGCCGCUAAGAAGAUCAUCAAAGAAGCUCGACCGACUGAGUAUCUGGGCAAGGGUUACGGAAUGCCCUCAAGCCAUUCGCAGUUUGUUGCCUUCUUUGCAAUUUAUAUUACCAUUUAUACCGUCAAAAGGCUAAACUUCCGGCACACUGCUUGGAAGAUCCUAAUAUCAGCUACCGUAUUUGCACUUGCUGGACUUGUUGCUUACUCACGAAUACAUCUCACAUACCAUACACCCAAGCAAGUCGCCGUAGGUCUACUUGUAGGAACAUGCUUUGCUUUCAUUUGGUUUUUGCUGGUAGAGAACGUGUUCGUUUCGGCAAUCGACUUGGAUACUCCUGUUGCGCGAUGGUUCCUCCUCAGAGAUACGAGAAGUAUACCCAACAUCUUGGUAUUUGAGUACGAAAAGACAAUGGAGGAACUCCGCGCGCGUAAAAGCACCCGCAAAGAACGCAAGAUAAACUGAUAAAUUUAUUGGACUGAACAACAUCUCUCGCUGUGUCGUAGACUUAGAUAUCAUAAGAUGGCGCUCAUUGUACAUAAUGCCGCUAGUUCCAUCUUGAGGGGCUGGCACCUUUCAGCGGUACUAUCCUCAAUACACUGCAACACCUUUAUUAAAGGAAACGA
Messenger RNA from Spizellomyces punctatus DAOM BR117, 873 nucleotides. RefSeq names its product dolichyldiphosphatase. Gene Ontology annotation, cellular component: endoplasmic reticulum membrane; intracellular membrane-bounded organelle. Gene Ontology annotation, molecular function: dolichyldiphosphatase activity. Bases 32 to 712 code for a protein of 226 amino acids. Gene Ontology annotation, biological process: lipid biosynthetic process; protein N-linked glycosylation. The record is from RefSeq and is a predicted model, not a curated record. The transcript is spliced from 4 exons. NCBI's taxonomy places the organism in Eukaryota, Fungi, Chytridiomycota, Chytridiomycetes, Spizellomycetales, Spizellomycetaceae.